AUAAAAUAUCUCAGCUCUUCUUCUACCUCCGUUCCUCUCUUUUUCUCUUUCUUCCGUGAAUCUAUCCUGUAUUCCUGUGUGCCCUACAGCUGCCGCCCUGCGUGGCUGCGUACCUUAGCGUCACUGCCGCCUCAAUCCCCAUCCCCCCACACACAGCCAACGCCCCCAGCUCUCACGCGCGUCGCCUUUCCUGUUCUUCCUCAUCAGAGCAUCGCGCUCCUGCUGUCUCCGCCCCGUCCGCAGUCUCUGGCCAUUGGCUUUCGAGUUCUUGUAGAAUGGAUCGACCUGAGGAAAGCCCGAAAUUCCCAAGCUGUGAUGCCUACUUUGACACUAUCCAGUCCAAGAAAAAGCUGCCGCUAUCUUUGCAAGAGUCGCUGACUGCUGCCUUUGCUCAGAUUCCGGUCUCAUCUUUUCCUGAUGUUCCUAGUGGCCGAGUAACUGAAAUUCCUGGAGAAACUUCUGUCCUUGAUGCCGUGAGAAUUUUAUCUGAACACAACAUAAGGGCAGCGCCAGUUCUGAAUCCAGAACCUGGGGAGCCAGCUAAUUGGAAAGGGAGAUAUCUUGGCAUCAUUGAAUACUCAGCCAUCAUCCUAUGGGUUCUAGAUAAUGCUGAUCUCGCGGCUGUAGCUCUGUCAGCUGGAUCAGCAACUGCUGCAGGAGUUGGAAUGGGUGCUGUUGGUGCAGUGGGGGUGGCAGCAUUAGGUGCAACUGGCCCAGCAGCUGUUGCUGGCUUGACUGCUGCUGCAGUAGGGGCUGCUGUUGCUGGUGGGUUGACUGCUGACAAGGGUGUUGCUAAGGAUGGGGUAACUGCUGCAGAUCAUUUAGGGGAAGAUUUCUACAAAGUUCUGCUUCAGCAAGAGCCUUUCAAAUCAACAACGGUUCGAUCAAUUGUUGAGUCAUACCCCUGGUCUCCUUUUGUCCCUGUUACUCUGGACAGCUCAAUGCUUACUGUACUACUGUUGCUAUCCAAGUACAGGUUGAGGAAUGUCCCAGUGAUUGAACCUGAUAAGCCAGUUAUUAAGAACUUCAUUACUCAGACUGGUGUUGUUAAAGGGCUUCAGCAGUGUAAAGGAAGGGAUUGGUUUGACUAUAUUUCAGCACUUCCUCUUUCAGACUUGGGGCUUCCGUUUAUGUCAUUUGAUGAGGUUAUUACUGUUAACAGUGAUGAUCUAAUCUUAGAAGCUUUCAAGUGCAUGAAGGAUAACAAAAUUGGUGGCGUACCCGUAGUAGAAGGACCCAAAAGGAAACUUGUUGGCAGUGUUAGCAUAAGAGACAUUCGCUUUCUGUUGCUGAGGCCCGACUUGUUUUCAAAUUUCAGGCAACUUACUGUCUUGGGGUUCAUGAAGACUCUAGGUUCCACUCUUCCUGCUUCAGGAGAUGACGGACUGGUGAAGCCACCGCUCACCUGUGCACCUGAUGCUUCAAUGGGCAGUGUGAUCGACAGCAUUGGAUCGAGGAUAACACACCGGAUAUAUGUAGUGGAUGGCGACUUUGAGGUUGUUGGCGUAGUGACACUGCGAGACGUGAUCUCUUGCUUCAUCCAUGAGCCCCCUGGUUUCUGUGACGACUAUCUGGCUUCUGCGGUGGAGAAGCUGGGGGACGAAGGUACUGCAGGUUCGGCCGGGAACAGCUGAGCUCUCCGUGGCAUGAAGGUCGAAAUAACGGACAGGGUUAGUGGAUGAAGUCUUUGUACUGAAUUGUUCAGGCUGUUGGUUUAAUCCAAAAAUCCAGUGAAUUCUCCGUGGAGGGAUAAGUUUGCUCAGUGUGCUUUUAAAA
Brachypodium distachyon (stiff brome) is the source of this 1776-nucleotide messenger RNA. Its product is annotated as SNF1-related protein kinase regulatory subunit gamma-1-like. The record is from RefSeq and is a predicted model, not a curated record. The transcript has 6 exons. Lineage: Eukaryota; Viridiplantae; Streptophyta; Magnoliopsida; Poales; Poaceae. The coding region runs from base 276 to 1634 and encodes 452 amino acids.